This is a messenger RNA of Suillus paluster, 1213 nucleotides long. Its product is annotated as P-loop containing nucleoside triphosphate hydrolase protein. Gene Ontology annotation, cellular component: mitochondrion. The record is from RefSeq and is a predicted model, not a curated record. Bases 44 to 1021 code for a protein of 325 amino acids. The transcript is spliced from 6 exons. Gene Ontology annotation, biological process: iron-sulfur cluster assembly; mitochondrial respiratory chain complex I assembly. Lineage: Eukaryota; Fungi; Basidiomycota; Agaricomycetes; Boletales; Suillaceae. Gene Ontology annotation, molecular function: ATP-dependent FeS chaperone activity; 4 iron, 4 sulfur cluster binding; ATP binding.
GACUAUCUGACAUAGUGACAGCCGGCUAAUUCAGAGUUGAAUCAUGUUCACCUCAAAAUUAUUACGACGCUGUGGUACGCCUCUGCGCAGUUUUACAUCUACUACGAGUCGAAGCCAUGAAAAUCCUUUGGGCCUCCCGUUUCGUUCGCCCCCUGCACCCCAAAUGCCCCGACGCGGCGGGCCUAUCGAGAAACGACGUAUACCGCACGUAAAGAAGGCAGUCGUUGUAGCAAGCGGAAAAGGGGGCGUGGGCAAAAGCACAAUAGCAGUCAAUCUUGCCUUUUCCCUUGCAAUGCUGCCUCAUCGACCGCGAGUUGGCAUACUUGAUUUGGAUAUUUUUGGACCUUCUGUACCCACCUUGAUGGGAUUGCAGCAUUCAGACGACCCACUCUUAACUUCUGCUGGCGCUCUCAUCCCCAUAACAAAUCAUGGCAUUCCUACCAUGUCCAUGGGAUAUCUUGUCCCGCGGCCACCACCCGACUCUACAGAAUUCGAAGGCGCAAUCGUCUGGCGUGGCCUCAUGGUUCAAAAAGCCGUGCAGCAACUUCUCUUUGAUGUUGACUGGCGGGAUGCUGGGGGAUCUGGUCCCGGGCUGGAUGUGUUGAUCAUAGACAUGCCGCCAGGGACGGGAGACGUUCCUCUUACACUGGGACAAUUAGUCGUUGUUGACGGCGCAGUUAUUGUCUCGACCCCGCAGGAUGUCGCAUUGACGGAUGUGAGAAGAGGUAUUUCUAUGUUCAAAAAGAUUUCUGUUCCGAUAUCGGGUCUCAUUCUCAACCAAGCGUCCUUCCUAUGUCCUUCUUGCAACACCGCGCACGAGCUAUUUGGACCUCCAACUAAUGCAUCGCGCCUAGGGAUCCCACUCCUGGCGCAACUCCCUCUAGUUGGGGGUGUAAGCUGGGGUGGAGAUCGCGGGAUUCCAUACGUCCUGGAAGGUGGAAAGGACGGCAAGGCGGGAGAGGUGUGGCGAGAUACGAUGAAUAAGGCGGCAAGCAAGGUUUGGGCAUUAGUUCAGGGCUGAGUGCGGUGGCGAUCUGCCAGGCAUGGUCACCCUAUCCUUAGCUCGACCUACGUUUUGUUCGGAAAUCACCAAGCCAAAAUUCCGCGCAAGUAGUAUCCCCUGGAAUUUGUCCUGAGGUAACACUUCAACCAUGAAGGAUAAUUUACGUUUGUUUACACCCCCAUCACAUUGUUAUAUGGGAAGCCAUGCUCC